AUGGCCGUACCGUCUUUGUGGCAUCUCCUGUUCGUAUUCUCGCUUGUCACGGCCGUCCUCUCCCUCGAGGUUACACCCGACUCAGACUGUGCGGCGUUGUGCUUGGGUGGGCCAAACGGAACAGCAAUCGACACAACGACAUCAGGGACCAACUCGUCCGACAUAGUCUGCGAAGACGACCAAUAUCACUCGACGGGCAAGGGAAUCAAGUUUAGGAACUGCGUCUCGUGCCUACAGAAAAGCCAGGCGUCCAAGGGGGUGGAGAGUGACGCCUCUUGGUUUCUGUAUUUUUUAGACAAUAUCCGUUACGCGGUAGAUGUCUGCCUCUUUGAUUUCCCAGACGCAAUAUCCCACAUCAACUCCCCGUGUAUCAUCAACAGCGCCUGUCGACCUCUCAAGAACGCUCUCGCAACCGCCCUCACCACACCAGACGCCAACACCGCGUACGACUACUGCACAGCCGAUGGGGACAAGUUCUCAAGCUCAAACUGGUGGUCCUGUGUCAGGUGUCUGCAAUCAAGCGACAGCCAAAGCUAUCUCUCAAACUUCUUGAUUGCCCUCAAAGCCGGCUGCCAGCAACAACCAGGCAACGGAACACUCCUCGGCCUGACCGGCCAGCUCUUCUCCACCGAGCCCGUCAACAUCACAGACUCGAACACGAACACGACUCUACCAGGCGACGGCGGCGCCUCCUCAACAACCAUGACCCUCGGCACCAUCGUGGGCAUCGCCGUCGGCGGUGGCCUGGUCUUCGUCGGCGCCAUCUGCCUCUUUGUCAUCUACUGCCGCAAGCAGCGCAAGCAGAGAAUGCAAGACGAAGCAGACUACCUGCCCCCUCACCACCAACACCACCCGCCCCGGAGCCACGCAAGCUCCUUCACAGCCAUCAGCAACGGCCCUUACCUCCCCAUCGGCGGCGGCGUGGGAGACCAUAAGAAAUCCUCCUCCAUCAACUCGUACAACUACGAGCUCCAGGAAAAGAACAUCAUCGCGAGCAGCAACAACAACAGCUUCAACAACAACGCAGAGUACUACGACAAGCUGGAGCAGGAGGUCCAGGCCGGCCGCGACAUGGCCCACUACAACUUUGACCCGCACUCGGGAUUCCACGGCCCCGGCAGCGCCCUCCCGACGCACCCGGCGUACAUCCCGCGGGCCAUGAGCCGGCAGUCGGGCCGCACGCCCACGCCCACGCCCACGCCACCGCCGGCGAACCUGAACUUGAACGUGAACGCCGCGAUCCCGCGCAAGACCAACACGCCAGACUCGUACGCCCUGCAGACGUACCUGACAGCCACGGACGAGCCAGGCACGAUGAGCGGCAUCAGACCGCCGCCCCGCGCCGUCUCCCGGACGCCAUCGCCCGCGAGGUCCCACGGCUCACAUAGCGACAACACCAAUAAUACACCAAGGAUGGUCAACAUCCCGCCUCCGCCGCCGGGAAAACCGCCCGGACGGAAACAGUCUAGGAGGAUCCCGUCCUUAUCCCUCCCCUCGGUGCCGCGGAUCCGGGUGCCGAAGCAGUACUCCCCGCCCUCCAUCACAGUCCAAGGCGCCACGCCGAUAGCGGACCGCGGCGAGAGGACAAACGAGAUGCAAAUCUCGGAACCCUUGACCUUCCACGAGGAGAGGUUCAGGGACGAGCCGCUCGCGGGCCGGUCGGCGAUAAUAUCGCACCAGGUGCCGGUGCGGAUUGACCCUGAAGAGUACGAGGGUGAUAUGCCGAUUCGGAGCGGCAAGAGUACUCUGUAUGGAUAA
This is a messenger RNA of Colletotrichum lupini, 1758 nucleotides long. RefSeq lists its product as uncharacterized. Bases 1 to 1758 code for a protein of 585 amino acids. NCBI's taxonomy places the organism in Eukaryota, Fungi, Ascomycota, Sordariomycetes, Glomerellales, Glomerellaceae. The record is from RefSeq and is a predicted model, not a curated record. The transcript is spliced from 3 exons.